Messenger RNA from Brienomyrus brachyistius, 1361 nucleotides. Its product is annotated as leukotriene B4 receptor 1-like. Gene Ontology annotation, biological process: neuropeptide signaling pathway. Bases 59 to 1180 code for a protein of 373 amino acids. NCBI's taxonomy places the organism in Eukaryota, Metazoa, Chordata, Actinopteri, Osteoglossiformes, Mormyridae. Gene Ontology annotation, molecular function: G protein-coupled peptide receptor activity. Gene Ontology annotation, cellular component: membrane. The record is from RefSeq and is a predicted model, not a curated record. The transcript has a single exon.
AGAAAAAAGAAGCACAGCAUUCAGAUGCUGUAGCUUUAUUGAAUCGUCCUUCUCAAGCAUGCAGCAGCACAAUGCUUCAAACUCAACCCACACCCACUGGACACCUGUAGUUAACGUGGCUCCCUGUAUACUCCUAACACUCUGCUCACUGGUGGGGAUUCCUGGCAACUUGCUGGUUAUCGUGGCAAUCCUGCGGAACAUCAGGCAAGCCACGAUGACCGUCAGACUGAUGCUGAACCUGGCUUUCGCAGACCUGCUCUCCUUGUUCCUGGCGGUUCCUUGGAUUCCGGCAUUGCUGGGCGACUGGCCUUACAACGAAGCCUUCUGCAAGCUGCUCUCCUAUGCGCUGUACAGCUGCAUAUACGUGAGCGUGCUGACAGUAACAGCCAUGAGCGUGCAGCGAUACAUACAGGUGGCAUACCCCUUGAAGCUGCGUACCUGGAAGAUGAAGAGUUUUUUGUUGCUGGGCGGCCUCUGGGUGCUGGCGCUGCUGCUCAGCUCCCCAACCGUGGCACUAAGGAAGCUGGUCAUCGAUAAGGGGCAGCUGAGGUGCCAGCCACGGUACGAGUCCCACGCGCAGCUGGCAGCACUGCUCAUGCUGGAGACGGCCCUGGGCUUUCUGGUCCCCAGCGUGCUCAUCAGCAUCUCCUACGCCAACCUCAUCCACCGAGUGAAAAAGUUGCCCUUCACCUCGAGCCGGAGAUUAAACAAGCUGCUCACCUGGGUGGUGGCAGCGUUCCUCAUUCUCUGGUUCCCCUCCCAUGUGGUCAACAUCCUGCGCGUCUGUGCCGUCCUGGCGCCAUCGGGGAGCCCUGCGCUGAGGAACGGCGGGGAACAUCUCCGCAACCUGACAGGAGCGCUCACCUUCCUCAACAGCUGUCUCAAUCCCUUCCUGUACGCCUUCGCCUCGCGUAACCUGAGAGGCAGCAGUAGCUUCAUGAAGAAGAUGGAGAGGGUUUGGGACUUACGGCAGCCUGACACGCCCCCCACAGACUCCCGGAAGCCCUCCCUGUGCACCCAGUCUAACCUGCUCGUCGUCCCCAAAGAAACCCCAGGUAUGAGGAGGGCUCAUAAACCUGAAGAGUGUAUAAAUUUAGGCUGUGGAAGGGGUCAGAUGUCUGUACAGCUUAUCAGUACAGAAGAGGGCAUGACUAACGUAAAGCACUGUGAGACAACGUAAUGUGUAAAUGCUCCAUAUUAAUAAAAUUGAAUUGAGUAGAAAGAUGAUGAAAUACAGACAUGCAUUAUGGGAGAUAUAUAUAUGUAUAUAUAAAAUGAGUGUUUAUGUAUUGUAUGUAUAUGUCUAUGUCUAUAUGUAUAUGUAUAUAUUAUAUUGCUUUAAUAAAUAAUGCUUGUAGCUA